Mesorhabditis spiculigera is the source of this 978-nucleotide messenger RNA. The record is from the annotation of a GenBank genome assembly. NCBI's taxonomy places the organism in Eukaryota, Metazoa, Nematoda, Chromadorea, Rhabditida, Rhabditidae.
AUGCCUACUAAAGAACCAAGAGGUAACUUCAGCACCAACGCGCCUCCUUCCAUGUCUCCAGGUGAAAUACAUUUGAAAGCCUCAUUACAAAAUUCUAGCUCCCCCAAGCAGCACGCAACCUCCUUCCACGGCCCCUCCGGCAACGGAGGAGCCGACUUCACCCUCGUCGACGACGAACACCACAACCACGACUACCACGGCUACUACUCCCGCUCCGAGCACCAGCAAAAAAAUGAGCAACAUGUCGUCCAAUUGGAAAAAGAGCGCUGCAAGCGCCCAGCCGCGACCGGCCAGCCGAAGAUGCGCAGCGUGCAAUCUGAUACCCCGCCGCUCAACAUUCAAAUCAAAUUGUUCUACAUUCAGAUUGUUGGAUUGGAAGCCCAGACGCAGGUGCUGUCGACGAUAUACCAGAUAAAAAUGAAAUGGCGAGACCCCCGACUCGCUUGGAAUCCAGAAGAUUACGGUGGCAUUAAGCAAAUAUACCUCAGCGAGAGUUUGCUAUGGCUACCGGAUACGAAUGUUGGCACUGCCACCGGCGCCUCCAUCACGCGCCCGGACGAAAUUCGAGCCCUCCAGGUCCUAAAUACCGGGCGCGUCAAAUGGCCCACGCAAUAUUUUACCGAGAAUAUCUGUAGGAUGCAGGUAUCAAAAUUCCCCUUCGACACCCAGAUCUGCACGAUCCCAUUUUUAACCUGGGCCUAUGAGGCAAAAUUCCUCAAUCUUACUGGUUCGAUGAGUGAUAUACAAAUUCAAAAUCAGGGCAAUGGCGAGUGGGACUUGAUAGACCUAACCACAAUUUAUACGUCGUACGGUCAGGGUGAAGAUGGGAUUGCAAAGAUGAACUACCAACUAACGCUCCGAAGAGUCCCGAACUUCUACGUCUACGUCAUCGCAAUCCCAUGUUUUAUUCUCACGAUGCUCUCGGCUGUUGGGAUGUUUUGGACUCCAAACUACAAGGCGGAACAGUUGACCAAGACU